AUCUAAAAUGUAAAUAAAGAAGAAUUGAAGGAGGGGAGGACGGGUUUGCCCAAUUGUGGCAGAGAGAGAAGAGGCGUGGAGAGAGGCCAACUACCGCGUUGUUUUGUUUCUGGUGUGCAUAGAAUUCUACCAUUGCACCUAACCCCUGCACUAGGCAGUAGGCCCACCUUAUACAGCAAAUGUACAGAACUAACCCUUAUCAUUUCUGAAAUAAGAGCGUGGUUAUCAUCAUCCUCCCCACGAGAGAAAAAAAUGUCUUGGUUUUGGAGAGAAGAGUGGUGGUGAAUCCGGUGAUCAUAGUCAUCCAAGAGAAGGGGAGAACGAUGGAGAGUCAGAGUCAGAGUCAGAGUCAGAGCCUGAGCCAGAGCCAGGGCCAGAACCCCUCCAAUAAGACAGCUAUUUUGGAUGCUCCCAUACACGCCAUGGGUUUCCAGCUUGAGGAAAUAUCCCCAACCAAGGUCUCCGGUCGCCUUCCUGUUACCUCCAAGGCUUGCCAGCCAUUUAAGGUGCUACACGGAGGGGUAUCGGCGCUGAUCGCAGAGGCGCUGGCCAGCAUAGGAGCACACAUGGCUUCAGGAUACAGAAGGGUGGCUGGGAUUCACCUCAGCAUCAACCACUUGAAGCGUGCGGACCUGGGGGACCUCGUCUAUGCAGAAGCCACCCCCGUUAACAUCGGCAACACCAUCCAGGUAUGGGGCGUCCAGCUCUGGAAGAUUGAUCCCUCAAACUCAGAAAUCAAGACCCUGAUUUCAUCAUCUAGAGUUACUCUUGUAUGCAACAUGCCGGUGCCGGAGCAUGCUAAAGCUGCCGGUGAAAUUCUCAAGAAGUUUGCAAAAUUAUGAGCAUCUUGUUAAAUGAUGGUUUCAGUUGAAGUGUAGUUGUAUUCGAUCUUUUAUGACUUGUUAUCUAUGGUCAGACCCUGAAUAAUCUCUGCAAACUGUCCAUGGUGCUAAGCUAAAGAUGCUUUCAUGAAUGGACCCAUGUAUGUAAUUACAAAAUACGAUCUGUUCAGUAUUCUCCA
Molecule: messenger RNA, 1021 nt
Organism: Vitis vinifera (wine grape)
Lineage: Eukaryota; Viridiplantae; Streptophyta; Magnoliopsida; Vitales; Vitaceae
Product: 1,4-dihydroxy-2-naphthoyl-CoA thioesterase 1
Exons: 3
Coding region: 324-842 (172 amino acids)
Biological process (GO): phylloquinone biosynthetic process
Cellular component (GO): peroxisome
Molecular function (GO): 1,4-dihydroxy-2-naphthoyl-CoA thioesterase activity
Source: RefSeq, a predicted model, not a curated record